AUGGCGCUCAUCCCAUCCCAGAUUCUAAGAGUGGCAAUUCUCUUAUCUUAUUUCUCAAUCAUCUGCAAUUAUAAGGCUAUUGACAUGCCCGCGCAUCAAACUUACGGCGGUAGCUGGAAGUUUCUAACGUUCAUAGAUCUGGUCAUCCAGACAGUAUUCUUUGGUGUGUGUGUGCUAACAGACCUAUCCAGCCUCCUGACCAAGGGCAGUGCCAAUCAGGAGCAGGAGAGACAACUGAGGAAGCUGAUCAGCCUACGGGAUUGGAUGAUGGCUGUGCUUGCUUUUCCUGUUGGAGUGUUUGUGGUGACCAUGUUUUGGGCUCUGUACCUUUACGACAGAGAUCUGGUGUAUCCAAGACUCCUGGACAACUUCAUACCACAGUGGCUGAAUCAUGGAAUGCAUACAACCGUGCUUCCUUUUAUCAUCAUUGAGAUGAGGACAACGCACCAUCAGUAUCCCAGCAGGCUGUGUGGACUCCUGGCAGUGUGCACUUUUGCAGUGGGAUAUGUGCUAUGGAUGUGUUGGGUGCACAACAUGACUGGAGUGUGGGUUUAUCCUCUGUUGGAGCAUAUUGGCCCCAUGGCCAGGGUAGCCUUCUUCUCCUGUCUGACCGUGCUCGUCAGUAUUUACUACAUUGUAGGAGAGAUUCUCAACAAUUACAUCUGGGAUUCCUCAAAGUGUGUGCUGGACUCAGACAAAGAUAAAACGGACUGA
Molecule: messenger RNA, 714 nt
Organism: Chanos chanos (milkfish)
Lineage: Eukaryota; Metazoa; Chordata; Actinopteri; Gonorynchiformes; Chanidae
Gene: aig1
Product: androgen-induced 1 (H. sapiens)
Exons: 6
Coding region: 1-714 (237 amino acids)
Cellular component (GO): membrane; endomembrane system
Source: RefSeq, a predicted model, not a curated record